Molecule: messenger RNA, 4389 nt
Organism: Camellia sinensis
Lineage: Eukaryota; Viridiplantae; Streptophyta; Magnoliopsida; Ericales; Theaceae
Source: RefSeq, a predicted model, not a curated record
GCCUGCGAGCCAAGCAAGUCUAGACCUUUCUCUCUCUCUCGCUCUCUCUCUCUCUCUCUCACGAUUAAGGAAGCGAGGGAAAUCGGAGAACAGACGCAACUUCAUAGAAGCAAUCUCAGAGAAUUGUUAAGAUCGAGAUUUAUGUUGAAUCCUAUCCUUACAGGUGUUGAUUCUUUUGGCACUGGUUAAUAUUCUGAAAAUUUAGGGGACUGAGAGCUGGUUCUUGGUCCCCGGAAAAUGAGUUCUGAAUUGGGUUAGUGUGUGAAUAGAGAUAAUGAGCACCAAAUUACAUAGCCCAUUUCUGGGGUUUCCUCUUCAAUACUCUGUAAAUAGAAGAAACAAUGGCAAUUUAGUUUGUCUGGACGAAGUAAAACUACCCAAAAGGGCUUUCAGCAAGUGUAAAUGUGUGAAGCAAAAUCAUUGGGUUUCUCAGGGGAUUAGGUUUUCUCAUUUUUGCGGAAGAAAUGUGGAGCUGCUAUGGAAGAACCUAGGGUUGAGAGGCGGGUUGAUUGUGAAACAUGUAACAAAGCCCUUUUCUGCUGACAAAGCUCUGGUUAGGUCUUUGGUUCCGUUGUGGGAAGAAGGGUUGCUUUUAAUCAGGUGCUCUAUUUUUUUUGCCGUGAUAUCUGGGGUGUGCUUAUUGGUUUGGUAUGGGAAGGCAAAAGCCAAGACUUUUGUCGAAGCGAAGCUUUUACCUUCUGUUUGUUCGGUUCUGAGUGAGUAUAUUCAGCGCGAGCUUGAUUUUGGUAAGGUUCGGCAAAUUUCACCUUUGAGCAUUACCUUGGAGUCUUGUUCAAUUGGGCCUCAUAAUGAAGAGUUCUCUUGCGGGGAGGUCCCUACUGUAAAACUACAAGUUCUUCCAUUUGCAAGUCUGAGGCGGGGGAAGAUUGUGAUUGAUGCAGUUUUGUCUAAUCCAAGUUUGUUGGUUGUGCAAAAGAAGAAUUAUACCUGGCUAGGAAUACCUUCUACUGACGGUAGUCUACAGAGGCACUUGUCAAGUGAAGAAGGAAUUGAUCAUUGUACGAAAAUUAGGAGGAUUGCUAGAGAGGAAACAGCUGCUCGGUUUGAUAAAGAGAGAGAUGACGCAGCUAAGGAAGCUGCAGACAUGGGUUACAUUCUUUCUGAGAAAGGAUCUCAUACAUUUGAGAUUGAUGUGCCGAAGGACUAUGCUAGUCGUCUAUCAGGAUUAGCAACCUCUGAAUCAUUCUUCUCUAUGGACGAGCGACUGCACUGGCGAGAUGAUCACUGCAUGGAUACAGGUAUUGAGUAUGAUUUGAAGCAUGCAGAUUUAGAGAAAGCAUUUGGUGUAAAAAUUCCUGGUUCGGGGGAUAAAUUUUGGUCUAGAUUUAUACCAGGGCCUAUAAGAUAUAAAUUCAAGAGGAAAGCUAAUGGGCGGGAUAGAUCUGUCACUGGUGUCGCAGCCAAAAGAAGAAUUAUUGAGCGCAGUGCAUCAGCAGCACGUUCUUACUUCCUGGGUCUAUCACAUGGGAGGUUUGGCGAUUCUAAUCAGUCAUCUGGAGAUUAUGAUGUUCUGAAUACUGAGACUCCUGUGGUGAAAAGUGAGGUUGAUACUAGUGCCCGACCUUCAGUAAGUAGUUAUGAAGAACAUAUAACAACUGCUUAUCAGGAUGGGGCAGUUAACUUUGGAGGAGUGAAGAAUCCUGAGCAUGGAAAAGUUGAAGCUGCUAAUGAUUAUUUGACUAUUGGGGGAAAGUCAAGAUUGGAGGACAAAACAAAAGUUGGUCCUAAAUAUGAAGAAAAAUCUGGAAUCCAGCCUUUUCCAGGUGAAUAUCAUAUUAAUAGUCUCAGUGUUUUACGCGAUCCAUUUCUUAUGACUGUAGGUAGAUUGCUACGAAUUAGAAAUUCCAAUGACAAAUUUUCAUCUAUUCCUGGUGUCAUGGGAUUGGCAAAAACUAAUGGUUCAGAUGUACAUGACGGAGAUUUAGGAGCUGAUGGCAUAACUAGACAUGUGAAUAUGCCAGAUGAAUCCAGCAGAUUGGAAGACCAGACGUUGAAGUCUAUCGACAACGUUUCAGACGGUCAAAGGGGGCAUAGAUCUCAGAGUUCAACAUUAUUAAAUUUUGAGCCUUUGCUUGCAAUGCACCAUUCUAUCCCCAUUUGGCUCUCUAGCCUGAAGUUAGGAUUGCCUUCUUCACAUAGAAACUUGGGGAAGCUGUGGUCUUACUAUCUUGCCGGUCCUGUUCAAAAGCUAAAGUUAGAUAUGAGUCCAAAGGUUGAAGAUAUCAUUGCAGAACUUGUCAACGGGGCAGAUGAGAUGCAGACAUCAGGCAUUGAGAAAAUGCUUCCAGUUACUCUGGAUUCUGUUCAUUUCAAAGACGGAACACUAAUGCUACUUGCUUAUGGUGACAAGGAGCCCAGGGAGAUGCACAAUGUCAAUGGUCAUGUAAAGUUUCAAAAUCACUAUGGUCGUGUGCAUGUACAACUGAGUGGAAACUGUAGUAUGUGGAGAUCAGAAGUUAUGUCAGAAGAUGGUGGCUGGUUGUCUACUGACGUUUUUGUUGAUAUUGUUGAGCAGAAAUGGCAUGCCAAUUUGAAAGUUGUGAAUAUAUUUGCCCCGAUCUUUGAAAGGAUUUUAGAAAUUCCAAUCUUGUGGUCUAAAGGGAGAGCUUCUGGUGAGGUCCACAUAUGUAUGUCGAGAGGAGAAACCUUUCCUAAUCUUCAUGGGCAGCUUGAUGUCACGGGGUUGGCCUUUCAAAUAUAUGAUGCUCCAUCAUGGUUUUCUGAUGUGUCUGCCAGUUUAUGUUUCCGUGGUCAGCGUAUAUUUUUACACAAUGCAAGUGGCUGGUUUGGCAAUGUUCCUUUAGAAGCUUCUGGAGAUUUUGGCAUUAAUCCGGAGGAAGGAGAGUUUCAUCUUAUGUGUCAGGUUCCUUGUGUUGAAGUAAAUGCCCUGAUGAAAACGUUUAAGAUGAGGCCAUUGUUGUUCCCGUUGGCUGGUUCAGUAACUGCAGUAUUUAAUUGUCAAGGUCCCUUGGAUGCUCCUGUAUUUGUGGGAAGUGGAUUGGUUUCAAGGAAGAUAGCACAUUCACUUUCUGAUUUUCCUGCUUCAUCUGCAUCUGAGGCAAUGAUGAAUAAUAAAGAUGCUGGUGCGGUUGCAGCAGUUGACCGUAUCCCAUUUUCAUAUAUUUCAGCCAAUUUCACUUUCAACUCUGAUAAUUGUGUUGCUGACUUGUAUGGAAUCAGAGCUAGUCUUGUUGAUGGUGGAGAAAUUCGUGGGGCUGGGAAUGCAUGGGUUUGCCCCGAGGGUGAGGUGGAUGAGACAGCAAUGGAUAUGAACUUCUCGGGGAAUUUAUGCUUUGAUAAUAUUGUGCAACGAUAUUUACCUGGUUCUUUCCAGUUAAUGCCUUUCAAAUUGGGAUAUUUAAAUGGAGAAACAAAAGUUUCUGGAUCCCUAUUGAAACCGAGGUUUGACAUUAAAUGGACUGCACCAAAAGCUGAAGGGUCAUUCAGCGAAGCCCGAGGAGAUAUAAUCAUCUCUCACGAUUACAUUACUGUUGAUUCUUCAUCAGUUGCUUUUGAAUUGUUUGCAAAAGUUCAAACAUCUUAUCCUGAUGAAUAUUGGAUAAACAGAAAAGAGUAUGAUGCGAAAGGUGCAAUUCCCAUAAUUGUAGAAGGAGUGGAAUUGGAUUUACGUAUGCGCAGUUUUGAAUUUUUCAGCUUAGUUUCUUCUUAUCCUUUUGAUUCUCUAAGGCCUAUACAUUUGAAAGCUACUGGAAGAAUCAAGUUUCAAGGGAAUGUUGUUAAGCCUUUUGACAUUAUUGAUGAGCAAUUCUGUUGUUCUGAAAAGAAAAUGGAGGAUAUGCAAAUAAAAGAUAAUGGAGAUACACAUAGUCUUGUUGGGCAGGUGUCAAUCUCUGGUCUUAAACUGAAUCAGUUGACGCUUGCACCUCAGUUGGUUGGAUCGUUGAGCAUCUCACGUAAAUGUAUCAAGCUGGAUGCCACUGGUAGGCCAGAUGAGAGUCUUGCUGUGGAGGUUUUAGGAGCAUUACAGCCUAAUGUUGGAGAAAACUUAAAUGGAAAAGUUUUGUCCUUUUCUCUUCAAAAGGGUCACCUAAGGGCUAAUGUUUGCUACCGACCACUACAUUCAGCUAACUUGGAGGUACGCCAUUUACCACUUGAUGAAUUGGAGCUGGCUUCGCUUCGAGGAGCAUUACAAAGAGUAAGCUGUCAUAUUGGCCUGCUUGACUUUAUUGUUGAAAGAUUACCUUGGUAUCUUCCAUAUGAAGCUCUCGUUCCCAUGCAGAAAUUCAGCUUAAUUUUCAGAAAAGAAGAGGCCAUGGAGUAUUAUCUGUACUUCGGCCCAAAUUCAGCGGUGUGUUGGGUGAAGCUCUAGACGUGGCUGCCAGGUGGAGUGGUGAUGUUGUGAGUAUU